CUUCAGGUCAACAAAAUGGAGACUGUUUGCAAAUUUCUCAUCAUCACACAAGAAUUUCCUCAAGUGAAAUCCAAGUUGUGUGUUUCUAUAAGCCUUCCAUUGCAAGGAAGUGGCGAGGACUGAAGACGGACGAUCCCCGUUUUCUCAUUCUAUGACGGAACACCAUAUUUUCAAAUCUCCCAAAUCGAAGGAUUUUGGCGAUAGCGAUCGGAUUUGGAAAGACGAAGAGGAACAAAGUAUUGCAAGAACCGAGAAGAGCAGCGAUGAGGAGAGGAAUGGUGGCGUGGAUGAGAGCGAGAUAGUCGUUGGGGAACAGAAAGAGGAAGAUUACCCGCCGAAUGGAGGCUAUGGAUGGGUUUGCGUGGGAUGCACGUUCAUGAUAAAUGGGCACACCUGGGGCCUUAAUAGCUCAUAUGGCGUCUUCCUCGCCCACUAUCUUGCGAACAAUAUUUUCCCAGGUGCGACACGUCUCGAUUACGCUUUCGUCGGCGGCCUCUCUAUCUCCCAGGCCCUUGUCGUGUCUCCCGUAGCUACUCUCACAACUCGACUUUGGGGAACCCGAACCACACUUCUCAUCGGUGCCUUCUUCGAGACAUUAUCUUUGAUCGGCGCCUCCUUUGCCACUAAAAUUUGGCACCUAUUCCUGACUCAAGGUGUCUGCUUUGGCUGGGGCAUGGGGUUCCUCUUCGUUGGCUCAGUCGUCAUUGCUCCACAAUGGUUCACCACUCGACGUAGUCUCGCCAACGGCAUCUCAGCCUCUGGGUCUGGCAUUGGAGGACUUAUUUAUUCACUCGCCUCGCAAGCAAUGAUUAAGAACAUUAGUCUAUCAUGGGCUUUUCGAAUCCUAGGAAUUACCGCUUGCGUGGUAAACACAAUUGCCGCGCUCUUGGUCAAGGAUCGAAACAAGCAGAUUGGAAGUUCCCAGCUUUCAUUCGAUCAUCGAUUGUUCAAGAAGAUCGAGUUUUGGGGAUUGCUGGGUUUUGGGUUUUUGAGUAUGUUGGGGUAUAUUGUGCUGUUGUUCUCGUUGCCGAAUUAUGCAAAGACUGUAGGUAUGACAGCAAAGCAAGGGUCGAUCAUUGGUGCUGUGUUGAAUCUGGGACAGGCCCUGGGGAGACCACCGAUAGGGUACUUCAGCGAUUCUUUUGGCAGAGUCAAUAUGGCAGGGACUAUGACUUUCCUCGCGGGAUUGUUUUCCUUGCUAGUUUGGAGCUUUGCUAACAGCUUUGGAGUGCUGAUCUUCUUCGCUAUUGUUGGAGGCACUGUAGCAGGCACUUUUUGGACUGUCGUCGCGCCGGUUUGGACGGAGAUUCUGGGACUGGUAGACUUGCCGUCUUCGCUUUCGAUCACUUGGAUGGUAUUGGUAUUACCCACUACUUUUUCCGAAGCGAUCGCUCUCGAGAUUGUCGACUUCGAUGACGGAAGCUAUACUGGCGCGAUUCUGUUCACUGGCUUUAUGUAUAUUGGUGCUGCGGUAUUCGUGUGGCUAGUACGAGCGUGGAAGAUCGGUGAGAUGGAAGAGAGGGCAGCAGCGAGAAUGACUGAUCCGCAGGCUAUCGACCUCGUAACUGACAAGCCUCGUGAGGAUGAGGGACGGGAGGCUUUGGAUCCCGCUAUGGUACAGAAGUCGUCUUUUAUGCGGAGAUUGUUGGUGUGGAAGAAGGUGUAGAGGAUGAGGGGAGGGGAUAGACGAAAGUGAAGAUAUGCUUGUAUAUUGAAGCAUAUAGAGAGAUGAAAGUAU
This is a messenger RNA of Lindgomyces ingoldianus, 1738 nucleotides long. Its product is annotated as MFS general substrate transporter. Gene Ontology annotation, biological process: transmembrane transport. The transcript is spliced from 3 exons. The record is from RefSeq and is a predicted model, not a curated record. Bases 152 to 1666 code for a protein of 504 amino acids. Gene Ontology annotation, molecular function: transmembrane transporter activity. Lineage: Eukaryota; Fungi; Ascomycota; Dothideomycetes; Pleosporales; Lindgomycetaceae.